Diprion similis is the source of this 1023-nucleotide messenger RNA. It is a transcript of the gene PQBP1, whose product is annotated as polyglutamine-binding protein 1. Gene Ontology annotation, biological process: alternative mRNA splicing, via spliceosome. The record is from RefSeq and is a predicted model, not a curated record. The coding region runs from base 61 to 948 and encodes 295 amino acids. The transcript has 6 exons. NCBI's taxonomy places the organism in Eukaryota, Metazoa, Arthropoda, Insecta, Hymenoptera, Diprionidae. Gene Ontology annotation, molecular function: protein binding; ribonucleoprotein complex binding. Gene Ontology annotation, cellular component: cytoplasm; nuclear body.
GUGAUCCAACUAUCAAAUUUAUUCCAAAGAAUACCAAUUAUUAAACGGUGAUCUCCACAAAUGCCGCUUCCAGCUGCUUUGGUAGCUCGUCUUGCCAAGCGAGGUCUUAUUUCUGGAAGUGAAAAACAUGAAUCUGUAAAAAAGGAUCAGAAGAAGAAGGUUCACGAGGAAAUCAUUGCCGAGGACUAUGAUAACGCAAAGGAUGAUGUUAAUCAAAUAGAUAUAUCUCAAAAGUUUAUGGGCUAUAGCAGCUGCCCAAACAAGUACAAUAUCUAUCACGAAUGCAACAGUAAAUGCAAAGAAUUAUGGGGAGCAGGACGACUUCAGCCUUCAGAAAAGUACAUCAAACAACAAAUGAGACUUUUGCUAAAGUAUCCAUUACCUGAUACUUGGAAAGCUGUAUUCGAUCCAGGAUCUGGACAACACUAUUACUGGGAUUGGUCAUCAGAUUUGGUGGCAUGGUAUCCACCAGGACAUCCUAAGUGCCAGAUAUCACAACCAGCCUCCCAAUUACGUGAGGAAUUGCACUUAAAAGCAGCUGAUCAAGAUGAUAACAUGUCCAGUGACGAAAGCACUAGUGACCAAGAGCCCAUGGAGAUAGAUGAGAUAGAAGCGAAACGGGAACAAAAACUUGAAAUUAUAGACAGAUACAUGGGUUUGGACAACCGACGUGUUCAAAGACAUGAAGGUGUUAAAGAGAAGAAAGAUCGAUCUUUGGAUCCCAUGGAUCCAGCAUCUUACAGCGAUAUCCCAAGAGGAAAAUGGUCCGAUGGAUUAGCCAGACACAAUGAAGCUAAAACAGGAGCAGAUACAACGGCAUCAGGACCACUUUAUCAGAUGCGGCCAUAUCCGAGUCCAGGCGCAGUGCUUCGUUCCAAUAAAGUCACCAAACUAGAAUCAGAAAGCUUGAAUAAACAAAAAGUUUUUUUUCCCGAAAAAUCGGAGUGAAAAGAAUAUUUUGACAUCUAUUGUACCUCUAAAUUGUAAUUUUACUGCAAAACGUGAAUAACGAUAAUUAAUUGU